AUGAAGAGCAUACUCUUUCAGUUGUUGGCAGCUACGAUUGCUACCGCAUCUUCUCUACCUGCCUUUUAUAAUGCAUCAGGCGCUCCUCCAUUCUUUCCAGGAGAAGAUAUCCAGCUCACUGAAGGAAGACUUACAAAUGCAUCACAAAUUUUCCCAAAUAGCAGUAUCCAUCGUUUGUUCGGAUUCGGCCGAGAAUCGAAAAUCACAAAUAACAUUACUAGUUUCGGAUGCAAACUGCUACCUGGCGAUGCUGCUUGGCCGUCUCCCUCUACAUGGGAUAUUUUCAACUUCCUCCUAGGAGGUAGUCUGAUCAAAACAAAUCCUCUAGCCGCUGUCUGCUAUCCAUUAUGGCCUGAGUAUUCCGCCCAGCGAUGUAAAGAGGUCUCAGAGAAAUGGUUAACGUCCGAGCUGCAAUUAGCAAGCCCAGGAAGUGUUAUGCAGCCUUUGUACGAGGGGCGGAGUUGCAUGCCUCCCGGCUUCAAUUAUACCACCAGCUGUGAGAUGGGUGCAUAUCCAACCUAUGUUGUAAAUGUGUCGACCGUGGCACAGAUACAACUAGCUGUAAAUUUUGCACGAAAUGCUAAUCUCCGGCUUGUAAUCAAAAACACGGGUCACGACUUCCUUGCUAAAUCUUCUGGCAAAGGUGCUCUUUCAAUCUGGACUCACUACCUGACAGAUAAGGCCUUUUAUCCGGAAUUCGAAUCUGACGAUGGAUAUACGGGUCCAGCUAUUAAGGUGGGUGCUGGGGUACAAACUCGUGAAGCAUAUGAAUAUGCUAAAGCUCAUGGAGUUACCGUUGUUGGUGGCGAGGACUACUCCGUGGGAAUUGCUGGGGGCUUUACUCUCGGCGGAGGACAUUCUCCCAUGAGUAGUAUGUAUGGAAUGGCUGCCGACCAAGUUCUUGCCAUGCAAGUCGUACUUGCAUCCGGACACUUUAUUACCGCAACAGCAAAACAGAAUCCUGAUAUCUUCUGGAUGCUCCGCGGCGGAGGAGGCAGUACCAUCGGAGUGGUGACAUCCAUGACAAUCAAGGUUCAUCCCAAGGUACAAAUGACGACGGUUACUCUCAAUUUUACCGCCGACAACGACGGGCCAGAUGUCUUCUGGAAAGGUGUUCGUGCUUACUUCGACAAUGUUGAAAGUUUGGUUGAUAAGGGCACAUAUGCGUAUUACUUCAUUGGAGCUUCUGCCGAUGAGCGCGGUACUACGGCGGCGGGAAAUACUUCCUACUAUUUCCAGAUGCAGCCAUUUGCAGCACCCAACAAGACUAUCGAAGAGACAAAGGCACUUCUUAACCCUUGGUUUACUGCAAUGGAUGAAUUCAACAUCACAUACACCCCUGUCUACUCUCAUGCAGAUAAUUUCCAUGAUUCAUGGGUUGUCGCUUUUCCGGAGGAAAAAGUCGGCCAGGAUGUCGUUAAACUUGCAUCGCGCCUCAUGCCCCGAUCCGUAAUUCACGAUACUACGCUUCGCAACCAGCUCGUGGACGCAAUCCAGGACGCCAUUGCUAAGGGGUUUUUCACAUCCGGCGUUCAGCUCAGUGGAACGGGAAUUGCUGUCGAGCCACCAAGUACUUCAGCUGCCGCUGUCCUUCCCGCUUGGCGCACAACUCUAACUCAAACUACUGUGGGAGGGGAGUGGACCUUUCAGUCAGACUGGGGGACAGUGAAAGAGGUCUCAUUGUCUCUAACAUCCUGGAUGGAUGUUCUACGAGACCUCGCCCCUGAUUCGGGUGCCUAUUUGAACGAGGGCGAUAUCAUUGAACCUAAUCAAAGUGAUGCAUUCUAUGGCAAGAAUUAUCCUCGGCUCUAUGCUUUAAAGCAAAAGUAUGAUCCCACAGGUGUCUUUUUUGCUCUUACAGCAGUCGGAUCAGAGGAUUGGGAAGUGCAAGUUACUGAUCCUUUGCCCUACUCAUGGAAUAACAAUGGGAGACUGUGUCGACGGUGGAAGUAA
Talaromyces stipitatus ATCC 10500 is the source of this 1953-nucleotide messenger RNA. RefSeq lists its product as uncharacterized. The record is from RefSeq and is a predicted model, not a curated record. Bases 1 to 1953 code for a protein of 650 amino acids. Gene Ontology annotation, molecular function: FAD binding; oxidoreductase activity. Lineage: Eukaryota; Fungi; Ascomycota; Eurotiomycetes; Eurotiales; Trichocomaceae. The transcript is spliced from 4 exons.